AAAUCAAACCAUAUAACUCACCACAACAUACAAUACGGUACCUCACACACAAUGGGUCUUUUUGGUUCUUCCUCCGCAUCAGCUCCGGCUGAUCCAGCAUCAGCAAAAUCACAACAAGUGAAACAAGAAAUCCAACAACAAAUCAGUCAGGAAUUAGCUACUGCCAACGCUACCGAAUUAGUCCGUACCAUAACCGAAAACUGUUUUGACAAAUGUAUAUUCAAACCUCAAGAAUCCUUAAGCUUUCAGGAAGAUCAAUGUAUUGCACAAUGCCGUGAGAAGUAUAUGAGAUCGUGGAAUGUUAUUUCCAAGAGUUAUAUCAGUAGAAUUCAAGAGGCUGCUAAACAUUAAGUAAUGGAUGGGUUUAUAGAGUGGGAUAGUUUAAUAGGGGAUGACACGUCCCGAUUCGACUAUGCUAAUGGUUAGUUUAUUAGAUGUGUAAUGAUGUCUGUAUAUAAUUUUAUCUAAUAAACUUUAACUGUGUAUCUAUUUUAUUGGCAAAUGCCGUCAUAGUAUCUAAAGUAAACUGAUUGACAACUAUUUUUCUAGAUCAUAUACUAUAAUGUGCUAUAUAACAUAUUAUACAUUGUCAAUAU
Molecule: messenger RNA, 596 nt
Organism: Spathaspora passalidarum NRRL Y-27907
Lineage: Eukaryota; Fungi; Ascomycota; Pichiomycetes; Serinales; Debaryomycetaceae
Gene: TIM13
Product: protein translocase subunit
Exons: 1
Coding region: 52-351 (99 amino acids)
Source: RefSeq, a predicted model, not a curated record